Sesamum indicum (sesame) is the source of this 4155-nucleotide messenger RNA. It is a transcript of the gene PGR3, whose product is annotated as proton gradient regulation 3. Gene Ontology annotation, molecular function: protein binding. Lineage: Eukaryota; Viridiplantae; Streptophyta; Magnoliopsida; Lamiales; Pedaliaceae. The record is from RefSeq and is a predicted model, not a curated record.
AUAAUUGAGUUAGAUUUUAUCGACAAUUAGCCAUUUUAGAGUCGGACGUUUUGAACCUGAGAGGCAUCCUCUCACACAUAGCGACUUUGGGAAAUACUAGCGGGAAUUGGAGAGAGCAAGACCGGACAGAAGCCGAACACCAUAGCCACAUGCAAUUCUAUCUACAGUCCACAGCUACUUCAUACAUACAACUGACUACGCCCUUCUUUUCGUCCUCUUUAUGCUUGUAAUUUGUAAAUAUAUCUAGAUUUUUUUGUAGUACAGUAUAUAGUCCAUCUUUUGCACAAGAUAGAGAUAUAUAUAUUUUUCAUUUUCACCUCAAAAAUUGAUGUUUUAUCUGCUAGGCAAUUUCACAAACACCAACCAGGGAAACCACCACAUCCGUUAACUGCCAUUGAAUUGCUUGCAUACUGUUGCUCCCUAUACUUAUCCUUUCAUUACUUCAUGCAUGGCUGUGAUGAUAUUGAAUUCUUCGAGUAUAUGCAGCUGUAACCAUAGUCAUAUUUCUUUAACCAAUGACAGCAGUAAACCUUGUGUCUCGAGUUACAGUAAUGGCUCGGUAAAAAGAAGAAAGCUUGAUUCUUUUAGUAUUUUGAGAUGUGGGUCAGUGAUGAAAUGGAAGAAAAUCAAGAAAAAGCAUGUUGUUUUUUGUGGGUUUGUCAUGAAAAACUCAGAUGGAGCUGUUUUGAUGAACGGGGAGAUCAAGAAAGACAUGUCCUCUGAGGAAAUAAUUGGACGUCUGAAGUCAGUUCAUGAUUUGGAUCAGGCUUUCUCUUUAUUUAAAGCUAUAGCAGAUCUCCGUCAUGUUAUGCACACUACGGAAACUUGUAACUAUAUGCUCGAGCUUCUGAGAGUGCAUGGACGGAUUGAGGAUAUGGUUUGGGUGUUUGAUAUGAUGCAAAAACAAAUAAUUUAUAGGAAUCAAGAUACUUACUUGAUUAUAUUUAGGAGUCUAAGCGUAAGGGGAGGAAUCCGACAGUCACCAUUUGCACUUGAAAGGAUGAGAAAAUCUGGGUUUUAUUUGAAUGCAUAUUCAUAUAAUGGAUUGAUACAUUUGCUUCUUCAAGCAGGGUUUUGUAGGGAGGCUUUAGUGAUCUAUAAAAGGAUGGUUUCAGAAGAGUUGAAGCCUAGUCUUAAGACCUAUUCUGCUCUAAUGGUGGCUAGUGGUAGGAGAAGAGAUACUGAAACUGUAAUGGGCUUGCUAGAAGAGAUGGAAAAUUUGGGAUUGAGGCCAAACGUUUACACCUUCACCAUCUGCAUCAGAGUGCUUGGCCGAGCAGGAAAGAUCGAUGAGGCUUACGAUAUAUUAAAGAGGAUGGACAGGGAAGGGUGUGCCCCUGAUGUAGUUACUUACACUGUUCUCAUUGAUGCUCUUUGUAAUGCCGGGAAACUUGAUGUUGCAAAGGAAGUGUUUAAGAAGAUGAAAUGUAGUAGCCAUAAACCUGAUUGGGUCACAUAUAUUACUAUGUUGGACAAGUUUAGUGACUGUGGAGAUUUGGACUCUGUAAGGGAAUUUUGGAGCCUAAUGGAGGCUGAUGGUUAUAAAGCAGAUGUUGUUACUUUCACCAUACUCGUUGACGCUUUAUGCAAAGUGGGAAAAGUUAAUGACGCAUUUAUGGUGUUAGGUGAAAUGAAGGAGGUAGGCAUCUUGCCAAAUCUUCAUACUUACAAUACUUUGAUUUGUGGGCUUCUGAGGCUACGGAGAUUGGGCGAAGCAUUAGAACUAUGUGAUAACAUGGAACUGUGUGGUACUCAGCCAAAUGCAUAUACAUACAUCCUGUUCAUUGACUACUAUGGAAAAUUAGGAGAAGCUGACAAAGCUGUUGAAACCUUUGAGAAGAUGAAAGCACGUGGAAUUGCCCCAAAUGUUGUUGCCUGCAAUGCAUCAUUGUAUAGCCUUGCUGAAGUCGGUAGGCUUAGAGAGGCAAAGAAUAUCUUUUAUGGAAUAAAGCAGAGUGGGCUUGUGCCUGAUUCUAUUACCUAUAACAUGAUGAUGAAGUGCUAUAGUAAUGAAGGGAAAGUUGAUGAAGCCAUUCAAUUACUUACUGAAAUGAUAGAUCAUGGCUGUCAUCCUGACGUGAUUGUUCUAAACUCUUUGAUUGACACACUUUACAAGGCUGAUCGGUCAAACGAGGCAUGGGAAAUGUUCUGCAAAAUGAAGGUAUUGAAACUUGUCCCUACAGUCGUCACUUACAACACAUUAUUGGCUGGACUGGGAAAGGAGGGCAAAGUUCAAGAGAGCUACAAAUUAUUUGAGAGCAUGGCAGCAUAUGGUUGCCCACCAAAUACAAUUACUUUCAAUACGCUUCUCGAUUGCCUCUGUAAGAAUGAUGAGGUUGAUUUGGCCUUGAAGAUGCUUUAUGCCAUGACAAAAAGGGAUUGCUUCCCUGACCUUUUUACAUAUAACACAGUCAUCUAUGGAUUAGUAAAGGAUGCUAGAAUUACAGAAGCUUUUUGGCUUUUCCAUCAGAUGAGAAAAAUAUUAUAUCCUGACUGUGUAACUCUGUAUACUCUCCUCCCUGGUGUUGUGAAAGCUGGGUCAGUUGAGAAUGCUUUUAAAGUUGUUAAGGACUUCAUCCACCAGGGUAGAAUUUCGGCUGACAGAUCUUUUUGGGAAAACCUGAUGGCUGGAAUUCUGAAGGAAGCAGAGUUAAAUCAUGCUAUUUCUUUUGCAGAAAAAGUAGUUUUGGUUGGUCUUUGCAGAAAUGGCUCGAUAAUGGUCCCUUUGAUUAAGAUAUUGUGCAAGCAAAAGAAACCCCUUGAUGCUCACAAAUUAUUCACAAAAUUCACUAAAUCUUUUGGGAUGCAGCCAACUCCUGAAGCAUAUUAUCAUUUGAUUGACGGACUUCUUGAUGUUCAUCUUACUGAACUUGCAUGGGGUACUUAUGAAGAGAUGAAGUGUGCUGGCUGUGCUGCCGAUGUCUCAACCUACAAUUUGUUGCUUGAUGAUCUUGCGAAGUCUGGGAAGGUAAAUGAACUUUUUGAUCUGUACAAUGAAAUGCUUCAUAGAGGAUGCCAGCCUGACACGAUAACUCGCAACAUACUCAUUUCUGGUCUUGUAAAGUCUAACAGAUUAGAGAAAGCCAUAGAUCUGUAUUAUGAUCUGAUAAGUGGAGGCUUUUUUCCCACCCCUUGUACUUAUGGUCCUCUUAUAGAUGGUCUGUUGAAGUUGAAAAGACUGGAUGAGGCAAAGACCUUGUUUGAGGAAAUGAUAGAAUAUGGAUGCAAACCUAAUUGUGCUAUCUACAAUAUCUGCUCGAGAAUUGUUCAAUAGAAUGGUUGAGGAGGGGAUUAGACCAGAUUUGAAGUCCUACAGCAUUCUAGUUGAUUGCUUUUGCUUGCUUGGUAGGGUGGAUGACGCCAUGCACUACUUUGAGGAAAUAAAGGCUGCUGGACUCGAUCCAGAUUUGAUUUGUUACAGUAUUAUCAUCAAUGGACUUGGCAAAGCAGGAAAAGUCACGGACGCUCUAACUCUUCUUGAUGAGAUGAGAAGCAGAGGAAUGACCCCUGACCUUUACACUUUCAAUUCAUUAAUAUUUAAUCUUGGAAUUGCUGGAAUGGUGGAGGAAGCAGGAAAUAUGUACAAGGAACUCCAGCUUGUGGGUCUUAAACCUGAUGUUUUUACAUAUAAUGCUCUAAUUAGAGCAUAUAGCAUCUCUGGGAAACCGGAUCAUGCAUAUGGAGUGUAUGAGGAGAUGAUGCUCGAGGGUUGCAGUCCUAACACUGGGACCUUUGCUCAGCUUCCAAAUUAACGUAGUAUCCACAGGAUUGAUUUCUGACUGAUACAAGAGAGAUACAGGGAGAAUUGGCCCUGAUUCGGUUCUUAGAGCCAUUGAUACAUUUCAUGUCAUUUCAAGGUAACACUGGUGCUUGCUAUCAACAAAACAAAAAAGAAGGUAGCUACUGGUGCAGAAGUUUCUUUGUAAAUAUGUAAUAAGGUAAAUUUUUUGUAGAGUGUUAGCAGUGUCAAUACUCCAGACUGCAAAGGUGACUUGUGCUCCUCCGCUCUGUAUAGAUUCUUACUGUAAAGUAUGUAUUUCAGAUUCCAUAGCACUUGCUCAUUUCCUGGAGAAGCUGUAUUGCUAAGUCUUUCCAACAUUGAGAGGUUUAUGCUCAACUUCACCAGUGGUGUAGAAUUAAGUUGCUAUCAUCCAA